Fukomys damarensis (Damara mole-rat) is the source of this 2054-nucleotide messenger RNA. It is a transcript of the gene Gls2, whose product is annotated as glutaminase 2. Gene Ontology annotation, biological process: L-glutamine catabolic process. The transcript has 18 exons. Gene Ontology annotation, molecular function: protein binding; glutaminase activity. NCBI's taxonomy places the organism in Eukaryota, Metazoa, Chordata, Mammalia, Rodentia, Bathyergidae. The record is from RefSeq and is a predicted model, not a curated record. The coding region runs from base 108 to 1847 and encodes 579 amino acids.
CUCGCGGGACAGGGGCUCCCACUCCCACUGUCGUCCUCGCUAGCUACCGAGUCCCCUUCCCCCAGGGACGGCAUCUCAUCUCCCCUCUUCUCGUUCACUAGCCUGCGAUGCCUUUUCCUUUAGAUUUGGGGCUUUGGGUCCGCCGCGCCCGGGCGGUAACGUGCCGCCCUCCCGCUAGGGCAUUUGGGCAGGUCGGUCUUCGAGAUGGUGCCUGUCCAAGUGAUACAUCACAGAGUGGCAUGUUGUCCCGCCUUGGUGACUUGCUUUUCUACACCAUUGCUGAGGGACAGGAACGAAUUCCGAUCCACAAAUUCACUACAGCACUGAAAGCCACUGGACUGCAGACAUCAGAUCCCCGGCUCCGGGACUGCAUAAGCCAGAUGUACCACAUGGUCCAAGACUCCAGCAGUGGUGGUCUCUUGGACCGAGAUCUCUUCCAAAAGUGUGUGAGCAGCAACAUUGUGCUCCUGACCCAGGCAUUCCGAAAGAAGUUUGUCAUUCCUGAUUUUGAAGAGUUCACGGGCCAUGUGGAUCGUAUCUUUGAAGAUGCCAAAGAGCUCACUGGAGGCAAAGUGGCGGCCUACAUCCCUCAGCUGGCCAAGUCAAACCCAGACCUGUGGGGUGUCUCCCUGUGCACUGUGGACGGUCAGCGGCACUCUGUGGGCCACACAAAGAUUCCCUUCUGCCUGCAGUCCUGCGUGAAGCCCCUCACCUAUGCCAUCUCCGUAAGCACUCUAGGUACUGACUACGUGCACAAGUUUGUGGGCAAGGAGCCCAGCGGCCUGCGCUAUAACACUCUCUCCCUCAAUGAGGAAGGAAUCCCCCACAACCCCAUGGUCAAUGCUGGUGCCAUUGUUGUCAGCUCCCUGAUCAAGAUGGACUGUAACAAAGCAGAGAAGUUUGAUUUUGUGUUGCAAUAUCUGAACAAAAUGGCUGGAAAUGAAUACAUGGGUUUCAGCAAUGCCACAUUCCAGUCUGAGAAGGAAACUGGAGAUCGGAAUUAUGCCAUUGGCUAUUAUCUCAAGGAAAAGAAGUGCUUUCCUAAGGGGGUAGACAUGAUGGCAGCUCUUGAUCUCUACUUCCAGCUGUGCUCCGUGGAGGUCACCUGCGAAUCAGGCAGUGUUAUGGCAGCCACCCUUGCCAAUGGUGGGAUCUGCCCCAUCACAGGCGAGAGCGUGCUGAGCGCUGAAGCAGUGCGCAACACCCUCAGCCUCAUGCAUUCCUGUGGCAUGUACGACUUCUCUGGCCAGUUUGCCUUUUAUGUGGGUCUGCCAGCCAAGUCAGCUGUAUCAGGAGCCAUCCUCCUGGUGGUGCCCAAUGUCAUGGGAAUGAUGUGUCUGUCCCCUCCGCUAGACAAGCUGGGGAACAGCCAGAGAGGGAUCAACUUCUGCCAGAAGUUGGUGUCUCUCUUUAAUUUCCACAACUAUGACAACCUACGGCACUGUGCUCGGAAAUUAGACCCACGGCGUGAAGGGGGAGAAGUUCGGAACAAGACAGUGGUGAACCUGUUAUUUGCCGCCUAUAGUGGAGAUGUUUCAGCUCUUCGAAGGUUUGCUUUGUCAGCUAUGAAUAUGGAACAGAAAGACUAUGACUCCCGCACAGCUCUGCAUAUUGCUGCAGCUGAAGGCCACGUUGAAGUUGUUAAGUUUCUGAUUGAGGCUUGCAAAGUGAAUCCUUUUGUGAAGGACAGGUGGGGUAACAUUCCCCUGGAUGAUGCUGUGCAGUUCAACCACCUGGAGGUGGUCAAAUUGCUUCAAGAUUACCAGGACUCCUACACACUCUCUGAGUCUCAGGCUGAGGCAGCGGCUGAAGUCCUGUCCAAAGAGAACUUAGAAAGCAUGGUAUGAGCAUAGGUCACGUAUAGGAAAAAGCAUUAGCUGGCCACCCACUUAACUCAGACAUCAAAAUGCUAUGGCGUGCUGCUUCGGUGGGGACCAAGAAAGCCAUUUGGUGACACAGGCCAGUGCUUUUUGUGAGUCAAAAUACCCCAUGCCUUCAGCAGACAGAAAACAGAAGGACCAGAGGGACAACUGCAAUAUAGCUAUCCACGGAGA